AUGAUCGGGGGAGGGGCAGAGAGAGAGGGAGACACAGAAUCCGAAGCGGGCUCCAGGCUCUGAGCUGUCAGCACAGAGCCCGACGUGGGGCUCGAACUCACGGACCGUGAGAUCCUGACCUGAGCUGAAGUCGGACGCUCAACCGACUGAGCCACCCAGGCGCCCCAGUUUACUAGUUUUAUACCAUCCCAUCCUCUCUCCUAUCCUUUCUUCUCAUUUUCAUCGCCUCUUCCUUAAUCACCAGAUGAAAUUCAAGUUGGCCCUUAUGGAGAAUGGCACAGAAGCAACAGAGUUCAUCCUCUUGGGAUUAACAGACGACCCUCAUCUUCAGGUCCCCCUCCUUCUGGUAUUUUUAUUCAUCUACCUCAUCACUCUGGUUGGGAAUGGGGGGAUGAUGGCAAUCAUCCGCGCAGACCCCCACCUCCACACUCCAAUGUAUUUUUUCCUCAGUAACCUCUCCUUCGUAGACCUGGGCUACUCGUCAGCGGUAGUUCCUAAGAUGGUGGCCGCACUGCAUUCAGGGAGCAAAGUCAUCACCCACAAUGGAUGUGCUGCUCAGUUCUUCUUCUUUGUGGGUUUUGCCACUGUCGAGUGCUACCUCCUGGCCUCCAUGGCCUACGACCGCCAUGCAGCUGUGUGUAGGCCACUCCAUUACUCCACCACCAUGACGGCAGGUGUGUGUGCCCUCCUGACUGCUGGCUCCUAUGUCUGUGGCUUCCUCAAUGCUUCCAUUCACACGGCAAACACCUUUAGACUCUCAUUCUGUGGCUCUCACGAAGUAAAUCAUUUCUUCUGCGACAUUCCGCCACUCUUAACUCUCUCGUGUUCUGACACUCGCAUCAGCAGCUUGGCUGUCUUCUGUGUCGUGGGCUUCAACGUCUUCUUCACCCUCCUGGUCAUCCUCAUCUCUUACUUCUUCAUAUACAUCGCCAUUCAAAGGAUGCGUUCUGCGGAAGGACGGAAGAAAGCCUUCUCUACCUGUGCCUCCCACCUCACUGCUGUCACCAUCUUCUAUGGAACCAUCAUCUUCAUGUACUUACAGCCCAGCUCCAGUGAGUCAAUGGACACGGACAAAAUUGCUUCUGUGUUUUACUCGGUGGUGAUUCCCAUGCUGAACCCCUUGAUCUACAGCCUUAGGAACAAAGAGGUAAAAAAUGCUCUCUGGAAAAUAUGCAACCAACUUUAUCCUCUGUCGUUAAGUGUGAGUAGGAAGUAG
Molecule: messenger RNA, 1216 nt
Organism: Acinonyx jubatus (cheetah)
Lineage: Eukaryota; Metazoa; Chordata; Mammalia; Carnivora; Felidae
Product: olfactory receptor 1444
Exons: 1
Coding region: 245-1216 (323 amino acids)
Biological process (GO): sensory perception of smell; G protein-coupled receptor signaling pathway
Cellular component (GO): membrane
Molecular function (GO): odorant binding; olfactory receptor activity; G protein-coupled receptor activity
Source: RefSeq, a predicted model, not a curated record